This is a messenger RNA of Staurois parvus, 353 nucleotides long. The record is from the annotation of a GenBank genome assembly. NCBI's taxonomy places the organism in Eukaryota, Metazoa, Chordata, Amphibia, Anura, Ranidae.
CGGGGUCCGGGGAGAGCGGAUAUAGUGAAUGCAGGGUCCGGGGAGAGCGGAUAUAGUGAAUGCGGGGUCCGGGGAGAGUGGAUAUAGUUAAAUGCAGGGUCCGGGGAGAGCAGAUAUAGUGAAUGCAGGGUCCGGGGAGAGCGGAUAUAGUGAAUGCAGGGUCCGGGGGACCGGAUAUAGUGAAUGCAGGGUCCGGGGAGCCAGAUAUAGUGAAUGCAGGGUCCGGGGAGAGCAGAUAUAGUGAAUGCAGGGUCCGGGGAGACCAGAUAUAGUGAAUGCAGGGUCCGGGGAGACCAGAUAUAGUGAAUGCAGGGUCCAGGGAGACCGGAUAUAGUGAAUGCAGGGUCCUUGGA